AAUACAGAAGUGCUCAUGCCCUUGAGAGGAAGUUCUCCGGCGCCAACCUAGUUGGGCAUCGGAUGUAGUUGAGACGAAUAAAAGUUGGUUGACACUCGUAUCAGGAUGACCGUGUCUUAUAGCAGCGAAGUGUUCACGUGCAAAGCGACCGGGAUCUUUCUGCGGUUAUUGUUCCGGUGGCGGGGGUCCAUUUACAAAUUGGUUUGGUGUGACCUGCUCGUGUACAUGACCCUAUAUUCUGCCCUCAGUCUCACAUACAGAUUCUUCUUGGACGAUGAAGGUAAAGAGAAAAUAGCUUCAAAUUUCAAGAGACACUUGAUCAUUAUGGAGAAACUGGAUGACUCGGUGAAACAGCCCAAGUAUUGGAUUCCCAUUAUUUGGGCCGGCUCGAUCGUGACUCGGGCUCGCAAAGAAAACCGGAUCAAAGACGACUUUUCUCUCAAAGCCGUGAUUGAAGAGUUGGACAAAUACCGAAGCAAAGCUUCCACGCUCCUGGAUUACGAUUGGAUUACGGUCCCUCUUGUUUACACUCAGGUUGUCACCCUAGCCGUGUACUCGUUUCUUCUCUCGACUCUCAUGGGAAGGCAGUUCCUGGAUCCUACCAAGAAAUACACUGGUCACGAAGUGGAUCUCGUUGUGCCCGUGUUCACCUUUCUUCAAUUCUUCUUCUACAUGGGGUGGCUGAAGGUUGCCGAGGCUUUGAUCAAUCCCUUUGGCGAGGACGACGACGAUUUUGACAUGAAUUGGUUGAUUGACCGCAAUCUCCAAGUGUCUUACCUCAUUGUGGACGAGAUGCACAACGAGCACCCACCUAUGGUUCGGGACCAAUUUUGGGAUGACUACUUCCCUGAAUUGCCGUACACGGCAGCUGCUGAAGAGACUCGUAUUGAGCCCGACAUUGGUGCAGCCACCCAAAUCGAGAUAACCGAACAGGAGGCCGAGUUUUUGCCGCUGAUUGAAGAGGGCCUGGCAAGUGUUACUGGUAGUCGCAUGGCGAGUCGACGGCCGAGCCGGAAUGGCAACUUGCCAAGUUCCAAUCUCAGUCUCAAGGACGUGGAAGACGGGAUCAAACCCGACGAGGAGAGCUCCAACCUCAUGGUCAACUUCAUCCAGAGCCUCACCAGCAGUUUAGUGGGACCCUCGGUGGGGUCACCAUUAACCAAAUUUGUUAACCAUCGCCGCCACCGGUCAUUCAACCGAAGGAUUCGUCGAGGCCAGAAAUCCUCAGCCAGAACCAAUCGCUCAUUUCUGACCACGCCAGAUUGUGGCACUAUCGAUCGAGAAGGUGUGUCUCCGGGGCUUGAUGACUUGGCCAGCACAUUAAGCUUUGAUUCUCGGAUUUAUCCACCCUCGGAAGAGGACUGCGUUUCCAGAGCCGACGAUGCUCAAUCCUUGGCUUCCAGGGAGAGCAGAACGACGUUUAGAACUGGAGACAAGAAAACAUUACCUCCGGAACAACUUCAGGCCAGGAUGGUCUCGGUGCUGGAGUCUAUCAAAGAGUAUCUCGAAAUGGAGAAGGCCAACCGAUCUCAAGAGGGAUCUGUGGCUGGGAGCAACAGCUUGGAUACGCUCUAUGAGGAGGAUGGCAGUCGGACCAAUCACAAUAAUGAUAGUCCCAUGGCGUCUUUAGAGGAUGUUAAAAUGGAAAACGAAGGAACUGUGGAUGUUAAUCAGAAUUAAAGGUAUUCUUAAUUAUCCAUUGAAA
Messenger RNA from Tigriopus californicus, 1705 nucleotides. RefSeq names its product bestrophin-2-like. Bases 106 to 1680 code for a protein of 524 amino acids. Gene Ontology annotation, molecular function: chloride channel activity. NCBI's taxonomy places the organism in Eukaryota, Metazoa, Arthropoda, Copepoda, Harpacticoida, Harpacticidae. The record is from RefSeq and is a predicted model, not a curated record. The transcript is spliced from 6 exons.